Messenger RNA from Paraglomus brasilianum, 2577 nucleotides. Lineage: Eukaryota; Fungi; Glomeromycota; Glomeromycetes; Paraglomerales; Paraglomeraceae. The record is from the annotation of a GenBank genome assembly.
AUGGGAAUUGAUGUGGAGAAGGAAUUAGCCAAAGUCAAGCAGGCCCUCAAAGAAGCACCCCAAAAAGUUAAUCAAGAAAAAUUAAAGUUCUUGCGAGGUUUACAAAGAUCGGGAUUAAAACUAGAAUGGAUGAUUACUAAUAAAUUGCUGGUUAUUCCUUGUGGCUUGCGGCCAGUAGUCAAGUUGAAAGAAGAAGAUGUUUUGGCGACUAAUCAACACACUAAUUCUUUGUAUCGAAUAAUUUUGCGAUGCAAAAGGUUAGAAUAUUACCUCGAUUUAAAUAAAAAUACCGGAAUUUUCUUCCGCGAUAUUAUUCAUAAUGAAAAAAGAGGUCUGCAAAAGGCCGACGACCAAGUAAGAUAUGGCUCAACUUAUAAACAAAAUGAAGUCAAAAGUUUAUUACAAAGUUUAAGUGGUAAGGAGGGGAUAUUACGCCGUCAUUCAUUAGGAAAAAGGGUUGAUUAUUCCGCUCGUUCGGUAAUUGUGCCUAACCCAAAAUUGCUUUUGUACCAAAUUGGAUUACCGGUCAAAAUGGCUUUAACUCUUUACAAGCCAUUUAUUAUUCAAAAAAUAUUAAAAGAAAAAAUUGCUUUCACAGUCAAGGAAGCGGAACAAUUAUUUUACCAAGAAGACCCCGUUAUUUUCCCACUGCUUAAUAAAAUUAUCCAGGGACAUCCAGUCUUGGCUAAUCGUGCCCCUAGUUUACACCGCCUUAGUAUUCAAGGAUUUUAUCCUCGCUUGACCCUCGGCAAUUCAAUUGAACUCCAUCCUUUAAUAACUACUGCUUUGAACGCUGACUUUGAUGGAGACCAAAUUGCUAUUCACUUGCCAAUGACUGCUAAGUCAUGCGAGGAAGUUAAAGAACGCAUUCUUUCUCCUCACCACAUUAUUGACCCAAAAAAUGGCUACCUGAUAGAUAUUCCCAGCCAAGACAUGAUUUUGGUGGCUAUUCCUGCUGUUCUCGUUGGCCGUAAUUUUUCCGCGGCCCAGAAUCAAUUCCUCUUUACUACUUUAGGAAAAUUAAUUUUUAAUCAAAUUUUGCCAACUAGUUUUCCUUGCUAUGUCAAUGACUUAAAAGAAUAUAAUGAAGAAAAUAGUGGAAGUAAUGUAAGGAUAACUCCGCGGCCGGAAAUGGUGGAGUUUCUCGACCAAUUAAAGAAGAUUAGUUUUGAUUAUGCUACUCGCUCGGGAAUUAGUAUUUCGCCUUUCGAAUUAGAAGCAAUUAUUUCGGACAAAGAGAAAGUUCUCGCCAAAGCCAAAAAAGAAGCAGAAAAAAUUGCUAACCAUUUUGCUCAAGAUUCCGGAGCGCGGGCUAGUGAUGAAAGUCUCACCCAAAUUUUUGGCAUGCGUGGCAAUACUACUAAUUACUUAGGAGAGGGAAUGAUUGAUAUUGCUUUGAAAACUGCCGAAGCGGGCUAUUUAACUCGGCGUUUAGUGGAAUCUACCCAAAACUUAAUAGUUACUUCUUCUGACUGUGGAACUAACGCCAGCACGCUCUUGGCAGAGGGAGAUAUACCCCUCAGUAAAAGAGUUUAUGGCCGUUAUUUGGCUCAAGAUAUUUCUGAUAAAAAAGAAAAAAUUAUUUUAACUCAAAAUACUCUUUUGUUAGAAAAGGAAAUAGAGAUUAUUCAAGCCAAUAAAAUUGCUGCGGCUUACGUUUUUUCUCCGCUGACUUGCCAAUUAGUAAAUGGCAUUUGUCAAAAGUGUUAUGGCUUAGAUUUAAGUAAACCAGGUGAGACAAUUGAAAUGGGGACGGCGGUUGGAGUGAUUGCGGCUCAAUCACUCGGAGAGCCGGGAACUCAGUUGACCAUGCGAACUUUCCACACUGGAGGAAUAACCGGCGAUGAAGACAUUACCCAAGGUUUACCAAAAGUCAAGCAAAUAUUUGAUAAUGUUAAGCCCGAAAAAAGCGAGAAGGCAACUUUGGCGAAAAUUACUGGAAAGAUAACCAGCGUUGAAGAAAAAAUAAUCAAACAAAAAAGUGCCGAAGGAGGGGAAAAAGUUUAUCCCAUUAACAAGAAAUUAAAAGUGAGGGUCAACCAAGGAGACCUAAUAAAAAAAGGAGAAAGAUUAACGGGCGGAAAAAUAGAUUUAGAAGAAUAUUUAGAAAUUAUGGGACGGGAUAAGUGUCAAGAUUACAUUAAAGAAGAAGUGAGAAAAGUAUAUGAUAAUCAAGGAAUAGAUAUUAAUGAAAAACAUAUUGAGAUAUUUGCUCGGCAAAUGCUCUCCAAAGUAGAAAUAACCAAUGGCGGAGAUAGUGAUUAUUUAGUGGGAGAUUUAAUAAAUUAUCAGAAAUUAGAAAAAGUUAACCAGGAGUUAUUAGCCAAUAAAAAACAGCCCGUUUCCUUCAAAAAUAUUAUUUGUAGUUUGAAGGAUUUAGCCUCCCAUCCAGAUUCUUUCUUGGCUGGAAUUUCUUUCCAAAAUACUUUAAAAAGUUUGGUUAACUAUUCCUUAUAUCAGCCCGUUGAUUACUUACAGGGAUGUAAAGAAAAUUUAAUUGCGGGACAGUUGGUGCCAGUGGGACCAGGCUUUAAGGAACGAGAAAAGUUUCAACGAAAAAGCCCCCGCGUGGUCUAG